Podarcis raffonei (Aeolian wall lizard) is the source of this 792-nucleotide messenger RNA. RefSeq lists its product as uncharacterized. The record is from RefSeq and is a predicted model, not a curated record. Bases 1 to 792 code for a protein of 263 amino acids. The transcript has 4 exons. NCBI's taxonomy places the organism in Eukaryota, Metazoa, Chordata, Lepidosauria, Squamata, Lacertidae.
AUGCUAUAUUUCAUGGAUACAUCUAACUCACUUCUGGUGCUGAAAGCUGGAGGAGUAUUUGACAACUGCUCAAUAGCCAUGCAGAAAACAAAUGCUUAUGGGAAGCUUGUGAAAAAUCAUUUGGAAGGGGAAACUAUAUGGACCUCCCCUUCUCAGCCGAGGAGGAGGAAGUUUCCGUGCCACUCUAUCCCCCGAGUCACCGCCUCUCUCUAUGGUUCCUCCCCCUCCCCGCUCCAGGUCCUCCGGCCUGUGCCUUACCCAGCGUGCACCGCGGCGGAAGAGAGUGACGACAAUAACAAACAGCGGCGGCGGCGAGGGCUGCGCGUAAAGCGAGCGGGGGGCCCUGCGAAGGAGCGCCCGGAAUCCCCGGCUGUGUGGCUUCCCCUCCCCGCGCGCCACCUCCGCGUCUCUCUCACUCCCUGUUCCUGUCAGGGAGCCCCGCCGCCGCCGCCGCCUCCCCUCCCGCUCUUGUCCUCCGGGCGGCGGCGCCUGAGGUUGCCCUGUGGAGCCGCAGCGAAGGGGGGGAGGAGGAGGAGCUUCCGCGGCCGCCGGUCACCGGCGCGGGAUGGUGCGCGGGGCCGCCCAGCUGUUGCUGCCGCUGGCGCCGCCGCUGCUGUUUGGCUCUCCUUCGGGUCUUUGAUGCUCUGUGUUUACUUCAUUCUCUUGCCAAAGUCAAAUGAGGAAAAUAGGUGGUUUUGCAACCCAGCUGUUAAAGACAGUGGAACCUCCAUGCAGUGCCUGAAGGUAACUGUUUCAUCCCGGAGAGCAAAUAUUUCAAGUUUAAACUCAUAA